AUGCCGUCCUCCUAUUCGUACUUUUCGCGUCUCGUAGACCGCUGUUUGCUCUCCAAGAGCCCGACUUUAGCCAGAAUCUUCCAUGCCCAGCUCGUCAAAGUUGGAUUCAUACGCAAUACUUUCUGGGGCAAUCGCUGUCUCCAGGUCUACUUCAAAUCCGGCUCCGUCAUCGAUGCUUUCCAAUUGUUUGACGAUAUUCCCGACAAGAACAUCAUAUCCUGGAACGUUUGCUUGAAGGGUCUGUUUGAAAACGGUUGUCUCAGUCACGCACUUGACGUGUUCGAUGAAAUGCCUGAACGAGAUGUUGUUAGCAGGAAUACUAUGAUUUCAGGGUCUGCUUCUUGUGGUUAUCCGGAAUAUGCGAUCAGGCUUUUCUUGGAGAUGCAGACUUGGGUUAUUCAGCCAACUGAUUUCACGUUUUCCAUUCUAGCUUCUCUUGUUUCUUGUGCUCGCCAUGGGGAACAGAUUCAUGGUAAUGUUAUUUGCAGUGGCGUAAGUCGGUCUAGUUUGGUGGUGUGUAAUUCACUGAUGGAUAUGUACGGAAGGCUAGGAGUUUAUGAUUAUGCUUUAUCCAUGUUUCUAGCCAUGGAGGAUAGAGAUGUUAUCUCGUGGAACUCUUUGAUCUUGUGUUGUUCGGAAGCUGGCGACAAAGAACUGGCUUUGGAUCAGUUUUGUCUGAUGAGGGAAAUGGGAAAUCAACCUGAUGAAUACACAGUCUCAACAGUUGUGUCUAUUUGCUCGGAUAUCCGAGACCUGAGCAAGGGUAAGCAGGCUAUUGCUCUUUGCACCAAGAUGGGAUUUCUUUCUAACACCAUUGUUUCAGGGGCUGCAAUUGACAUGUUUUCCAAAUGCAACAGAUUGGAGGAUUCGGUUAAGCUUUUCGAUUAUUUGGAGGGUUGGGAUUCAGCCUUGUGCAAUUCCUUGGUCGUUAGCUAUUCGUGGCAUGGUUUUGGAGAAGAUGCUCUCAAGCUCUUUAUCCUCGCCAUGAGGCAGAGUAUUAGGCCUGAUAAGUUCACCGUCAGUAGCAUUCUGAGCUCGAUGAAUGUUGUGAUGCUAGAUCACGGAGCACAGGUUCAUUCUUUGGUUAUUAAGUUAGGGUUUGAUUCAGACACGGCAGUAGCCACGUCACUCAUGGAGAUGUACUUCAAAACCGGGUUAGUUGAUUCAGCAAUGGGAGUGUUUGCCACAACUGAUGGAAAAGAUUUGAUCUUUUGGAACAAUGUGAUAAUGGGCUUGGCUAGAAACAGCAGAGCCACGGAGUCCCUUGCCGUUUUCCAACAAUUGCUGAUAGACCGAUAUCUCAAACCAGAUAGAGUGACUUUAAUGGGCAUCUUGGUAGCUUGUUGUUAUGCUGGCUUUGUUAAUGAAGGAAUUCAGAUAUUUUCUUCAAUGAAAAGGCUUCAUGGAGUUGAAGCUGGGAAUGAGCAUUACGCCUGUAUAGUUGAGUUGCUGUGCAGAGCCGGUAUGAUCAAGGAAGCAAAAGACAUUGCCGAGAAGAUGCCUUUUGAGCCAAACUCUCAUAUCUGGGAACCAAUUCUCUGUGCAUCUCUGGAUCGUGGAGACACGAGACUCGCUGAGACGGUAGCAGAAAGAAUGUUAGGAUCUGAACCAAAGUCAUUGUUUCCUUAUCUGGUUCUGAUUAAGUUAUACGAGAUGACUUGGCGCUGGGAGAACUCGGUGAGGAUAAGAUACGCCAUGAAUAAACAUAAAUUGAAUUGUGCUCAGGGAUCGAGCAAGAUCGGUAUAAAGAGCAGUGUGUACAGCUUCGAGGCUGGCCAGUUGCAAAUUCAUGGAGGUCAAGAUACUUAUUCAAUCUUGGAAUUAUUGUCUUGGGAAUCUGAUGAUCACAAAAUUCAUUGGUCUGCAGAACAUUCUCACUAA
Arabis nemorensis is the source of this 1881-nucleotide messenger RNA. The record is from the annotation of a GenBank genome assembly. Lineage: Eukaryota; Viridiplantae; Streptophyta; Magnoliopsida; Brassicales; Brassicaceae.